AAGAGUAGCUUUAGAACGAGAGAGCAAUAAGUAAGUGUCUACUGUGUGCCAGCACCUUCCAUACAUUAUUUCCAAUUCUGUCAACCUCUUAAUCAUACUGAUGAGGACCCUCACCCGAAGAGCCCAAGGGCACACACUGUCAGAGCCCAUUUGCUUUUCCUGGCUGAAAACCAAAUGGGUUAAGGAUGAAAUCAUGGAGGUAGAUCAGAGAUCGAUUCCUAAAGGGGAUGUUCCCUAACCUUUAAGGUCAGCAUUUUGCAAGUCAGCCACACUAACCGUUCCUCUGUGGGCCCCAAUGUCUGGGUCCCCAUGGCAGCCAGGGCUGCUCUAUGGGUCUGCCAGUGCUUGGGUUUCUCCAGGGCCCUGCUCUCAACAUACACAGAAAUGGUUCCCAGAGAAGUGACUGCAUUCCCACCAAGGCUGGCUUUGUCUACUCAGGGUCCGGAGGCCGAGGGAGCUCCGAAGGGGAGACAGGUCACCUCUGCCGUCCUGACUGGUCCCAGGCCGCCCGAGCUUCCCUCACCCUCCAGCAGAGGUCACCUCCUGGGGAGACUCCGGGCCUUGGCCUGCAUCCCAGGUUUGCAGUUGUGAUUUAUUUCUGGUACGUCAGCCUUCCGUCACCAAGUGGCAAAGCCCGAAAGCCGAAGGAGGAGCAGCAAGAUAUCUUACUGUGGCCACGAGCGUCUGCGGGGGAGCCACUUCAGCGCUCAACUGUCCCCACUCCCCAAGGGGCUCUGAGAACUUCAGGAUUCCUGUCACAUUCACUCCGGGGCCUGCGAGGACCUAACAAGCCCCUGAGAAUCACCCCGAGUUGCUGAGCAUGACCCGGGACGAGGCACUGCCAGACUCAUACUCAGCACAGAGCUUCUAUGAGAACUAUGAGCCCAAGGAGAUCCUGGGCAGAGGAGUGAGCAGCGUCGUCAGGCGCUGUAUCCACAAGCCCACAUGCCAGGAGUAUGCUGUGAAGAUCAUUGACAUCACUGGAGGAGGCAGCUUCAGCCCUAAGGAGGUGCAGGAGCUGCGGGAGGCCACACUGAAGGAGGUGGACAUCCUGCAUAAGGUCUCAGGGCUCCCCAACAUAGUACAGCUGAAGGACACUUAUGAGACCAACACUUUCUUCUUCUUGGUGUUUGAUCUGAUGAAGAGAGGGGAGCUCUUCGAUUACCUCACUGAGAAGGUCACUCUGAGUGAGAAGGAAACUAGGAAGAUCAUGAGAGCCCUGCUGGAGGUUAUCCGCAACUUGCACAAACUCAACAUUGUGCAUCGGGAUCUGAAGCCUGAGAAUAUCCUUCUGGAUGGCGACAUGAACAUCAAGCUCACCGACUUUGGUUUUUCCUGCCAGCUGGAGCCAGGAGAGAAGCUGCGAGAGGUCUGUGGGACCCCCAGUUACCUGGCCCCUGAGAUCAUCCAAUGUUCCAUGAACGAUGACCACCCAGGCUACGGGAAGGAGGUGGACAUGUGGAGCACAGGGGUCAUCAUGUACACCCUGCUGGCGGGCUCCCCGCCCUUCUGGCACCGGAAACAGAUGCUGAUGCUGAGGAUGAUCAUGAGUGGCAACUACCAGUUCGGCUCGCCUGAAUGGGAUGAUUAUUCAGACACUGUGAAGGACUUGGUUUCCCGCUUCUUGGUGGUGAACCCCCAGGGCCGCUGUUCAGCAGAAGAGGCCUUAGCGCAUCCCUUCUUCCAGCAGUAUGUUGUAGAAGAAGUGCGUCACUUCAGCCCCCGGGGCAAGUUCAAGGUGAUCGCUCUGACAGUACUGGCUUCAGUGCGGAUCUAUUACCAGUACCGCCGGGUGAAGCCUGUGACCCGGGAGAUCGUCAUCCGUGACCCCUAUGCUCUCCGGCCUCUGCGCCGACUCAUCGACGCCUACGCUUUCCGAAUGUACGGCCACUGGGUGAAGAAGGGACAGCAGCAGAACCGAGCUGCCCUCUUCGAGAACACACCCAAGGCUGUGCUCCUUUCCCUGGCUGAGGAAGACUACUGAGGGGCUGGCAGGCGGGGUCGGUAGGGUGGGCGACAGGCAAGGGGGGGGAAGCCCAGAAACGUAAGUUGAGGAGUAAGACCAUGCCCAGGCCUCUAUCCACAGGGGGCACUUGGCCCUGGCCAGGACCCCUGGCACUAGGGCCACCAUCCCCUCUCAGAGGCUCUGCACAGGAAGAGCAGGGUACUCCCAUCACACGUUGUAAGUGUGGUCAGGGCCAGGUCCUGUGGAGGGGCAACUAGCAUUUGGGUUUGAGAGCCUUCCUGCUUCUCUCCUUCCCAGCUGCACCACCAUCUCAGGUCCUGCCCCGAGACCCAGAGUUCCUGACACUCACAGGUACUUCCCUUAGGGUUCCAGGAGGAGGGUAAAAGAGAGGACAGUCUGAGAUACACAAUCGUGGAAAUUUUACUGACCCCGCAACACCCACUGACACCAUGGGAGCAGGUUCCUUUCCAGGGACAUGUGUUUAGAGGCAUAUGGAAGGCCUCAUAUAAUUAAUAAUAGAAAAGGAAGGUUCUGGUAUUUGUUUCUCUGGAGUGUUACUUACUUUGUGACUCCCACAAUGUAGUUUUGUCUAGUCCAUAAUUCAGUUCUCCUAGACCUUUUUUUUUUUAAGAUUUUA
Molecule: messenger RNA, 2603 nt
Organism: Neogale vison (American mink)
Lineage: Eukaryota; Metazoa; Chordata; Mammalia; Carnivora; Mustelidae
Gene: PHKG1
Product: phosphorylase kinase catalytic subunit gamma 1
Exons: 10
Coding region: 821-1984 (387 amino acids)
Biological process (GO): glycogen biosynthetic process; protein phosphorylation
Cellular component (GO): phosphorylase kinase complex
Molecular function (GO): calmodulin binding; phosphorylase kinase activity; ATP binding
Source: RefSeq, a predicted model, not a curated record